UUUUCUCAUUAAACUUACCUAUAAAUAUCCAAACAUCAGUCAGCUUCUAUAGUUGCAGCCUGAUCAGUAAACCAGUCAACCAGCCAGUCCAUCAGUCAAUAUGUCCAUGAAGAUCGUGUCCAUCGCUCUCCUCCUGGUCUCUGUGUGUCUGUGCACACCAGCGGAGCCCCUCUCAGCGCGGCACAUCGCCAGAGGCAUAGUCCCUCUGUGUUGCACCAAGGUCUCCUCUGCUGAUGUCAGUGCACAGGUGACUGGACAGCCCCACCAUCAAAAAGCUCAAGGAUCAUGUGUGGAAGCUCUGAUUUUCUCUACGCCCAAAGGAAAGGUCUGUGUGGAUCCUAAAGCUCCAUGGGUCCAGGACUUCAAGAAGAAGUGAAGUGCCGCUAUCUGAGCAAGAACUUUCUCCUGCUGCUGUUCGACUCUCCACACACACACACACACACACACACACACACUUUCUGUAACAAUCCCUCUAUGCUUUCAGCUGAACGCAAACAUAUCCAGUAUAUAUGUGUACAUGUGCAUUAAAUAAAUACAUGUCAAACCUAA
Molecule: messenger RNA, 549 nt
Organism: Toxotes jaculatrix (banded archerfish)
Lineage: Eukaryota; Metazoa; Chordata; Actinopteri; Toxotidae
Product: C-C motif chemokine 4 homolog
Exons: 4
Coding region: 101-376 (91 amino acids)
Biological process (GO): immune response
Cellular component (GO): extracellular region
Molecular function (GO): chemokine activity
Source: RefSeq, a predicted model, not a curated record